GACAAGCCCUCACACCGCUUCCCUUUCGCGACGAUGCCUCCGAUCUGCCACACUUUCAAGUCAUCAGUCGACAGGCCUCGAGUGAGAUACUUCAGACUGCCUGUACCGAAGCAUGGAUGCAUAGUAAACAAUCAUGCUGGGGCCCUUCGCACAAGCAGGCCAUUGUGUACAGCAAGUUCCAACAUGUGGUGUGCCCGUGCAGACCAACGGUCGGGCCGUUGAACGACGCGCUCGCAUACACUCUACCAAGUGGCAUUGGACGGUGCAAACUCUCGCUGCUCUAACCCCUUCGCUCGCAGUCGCUGCUGAGGACAGCUUCCAAGAUGCGCUGAUCAAGGCAGUGCGCAAGGUAUGACGGCCAGAUGUUUCAGGCAGGCGGCCAAGCGUGACGUCCUUCGACGGGCUCCAACGCGGCAUCCUCCAAUCUGCUCCCGACGCGGGCCUCGCGACCGGUCAGCUGUAUCUUCGUCUCCCGCGUUGCACGCUCAGUCUAAAUUCAACUACCGCAAGCUCAACUGAAGCGGGCCUCUGUCGAAAGAGGCAGUCGCCCAGAGUCAACUCGCCCUGCAGGCCUGUUAUAGCCUCAAAUCGGUCACAGCGGCACGACGCGGGGGCCGAUCGCUCAACAUACGAUGAGGUGAUGCUACACGCGCACGUGUGACCACUGAAACAAGCAUUUGCACCCGAAGGCACUUCGUCACGCUGAGCUGUUUGUCUUGAAGCGCUAGCAGGCGAGCGUACCAGACUAAGCGUCGAAGGCAGGUUCCCACUGCCGCAUCCGAGCUGAAUUAGGGUUAUGCCUCCGCUUGGCUCCGUCUCUUAAGACAAAGAGGCAACUCUUUGCACUUUGAAGCCUCUACCACCGAUUGUCCUGUGCUUCUUACUCACCUUUCACUUCCUCAUCUGUGCUUUGAGUGCGUUUGCAACUCACACAUCUUUCCACUACUUAAGCUC
Molecule: messenger RNA, 954 nt
Organism: Ceraceosorus bombacis
Lineage: Eukaryota; Fungi; Basidiomycota; Exobasidiomycetes; Ceraceosorales; Ceraceosoraceae
Source: the annotation of a GenBank genome assembly